AUGCCUCCCCCCGUGACCUCCGUUCCCCCCCGAAAUGGCAGGAGCGACAACGAAAAACCCUUGUCCCUCAACGACGCUCUUUAUAACCACCUCGUGCUCCCCCCGCAACUCCCGCAAAGACAGGACUCUAAUCUCGACGAGCUCGAGAAAGCCCUGCUUAACAGAUUGUUGGUUUCUGUGAAGCACAUGCGAGAUCUUCCUGGCAACGACCAGAGUUACGUCUGGAGCUUGAUCGAACGAAGCCUUCGUGCUACCCAAAGCAUUCACGCCGGAGGUCACGUCGACCGAACUGCACUCGUUAGAGAGCUCAACGAUUUUGGAGAGUCGGACUUUCUGGCCGUCUAUGUACGGAGUCAGAACUGUGCCCUCUACAUCCGCCGUUCGCAAGAUGCUGUUUUUGGACCUUCUGUCAUAUUCGAGGCCUUUGAGACUUCGGCGCGCAAUGAGGAUGUUCUAGCAACUGAAAAUGCGCUUCAGUGGGACUUUCCUGGAUGUGCAGUAGCAGUCCCCCUCGCUACGUUCCGCGAGAAUGGUUUCAUCUCCAACCUAGCCAAUUUCCUCGACAACGCUUCGCGGGAAUCACUCACCGAUUUCUCCGCACAAGCACUCAAAGCGGGAACAUCUAUGCCCGAGUUUCGUAACACAUCAGAGCCUGCUCUUGUUUCCUCCAUGCUCAUGGCUAUUCUGCAACAAAACGGUCGCCGCCUCGCCCCAACUCUUCUACAAAAGAUGGUUCGGGACGAUGUACUGUGGAAAAACGCAGAAAGACCAUGGAAACGACUUCCUUAUUGGCUCGUGCUGCGAGUUGCCACCUCUCGAUAUCUUGCUCAACGUUUGGGUGAAAUUGGGCGAGUUGAGUACAAGUUUUUGUUAGCUCACCUCUUCAGUGAAUUCCUCACACAUGUGCAGCAAUCAGGAAUACGACUUGACCGUCUCGAUUUCCUCAAGAAAAAGAUCUGCCGACGGCUAGUCAAGCUGGAAGUUGAUAAGGAUCAGUCUCAAGAUAUAGCCCAGAGAAUUGAGUAUCUAUUCACCCAACUCGGUCCCGGGUUACAGAACUCAAUUUCCAAGGCAAAUGCUUUCAUAGAAGUGUCGUGGAAGCACCAGAAGUUGACCAUGACUAAAACGAUCCCUCCGCUACCGAAGCAGGCUUGUUUCGAGGAUAUGAAGCUGAACCUGAAGAUGAGCGGGAUUACCCUCAACAAAAUCUGGAGAGGCUAUUCAAAGCCUUUCAAGUCCAAUACUGGGCGACAAGGAACCACGAAUGUUGCACAGGCUGCGAAGCAGCAUCUCAGCUCGUUUGCUCUUGAGCACUUCAAGUUAAUUGACAAAGAACUGACCAUCGUCAGCUUUUGCCAUGAGCAAAGCUCCCUUCCACGCACAAAAGUCGUAAGCGCAGCUGCUUCGAUCAACGAGUAUCUGCGACAAGCCUUUAGGGCCUACGGUGGUAUUCCCGAACUCAAGAGUACACUGAUCUUGAACAUCAUGGAUCUAUGGGUUACCAUGGAUAAGGCAGCGUGUGCGAUGUACCCACUCCUCAGCGAAUUUCACCCUGUCUUUCGACCUGAGAUGCUUGAUGUUCUGCUACUUUCUACCUUCGAUGAUAUGAAGCGGCUGCAGAAGAUCCAGGUUUAUCUACAGGAUCGCAUUACUGCUUGCCAAGGUUCAACAGUCAGCAUUUUUGACGAUCCUGUCCGCGGAUCAUUUGGUCAUCGCUUCUAUGACGACUCUGACAUGUCUGAUGAGAUGAACGACUUGCAUGGGUCAAUAGAGGCAUGGGCUACCCAUUUGCGAGACAGCAAAGAAAAGGAAUGGGAGACAAAAAGUGAAGAGUACUCAAAGCUAUCCAAAGCUAUUGAUGAGAGUACAUGCGUCUACAUGGUGGACGACGAUAACCCCCACUUGCCCCCAUAUCAUGACCGCGAGUGUCGUCGCUGUUACUUAAAGCGGCAGUUGAAGAGAAUUAGUAUUCUGGCCUACGAACAUCCACUUCCUUCUGAUCCUCAUGUCGCGAAGGCUGUCGUUUUCGAGCUGCUUUGCCCUCAGACCUUGGCAAAAUAUCGAGAUGCUACAUGGACCGUUAUGUCGAUAGCCUUGCCAGCAGAGAAAGGUGUUGACCCGAAGUGCUGGGCACGAGACUAUCAACAGCUGCAGAAGUAUGCCAACGACUCAUCAAUGAGCUGCUCCCUAGCCUCCGUCACUAAACCUUUCGUCUCUACCCACUACCACUCUUUGGCAUUCCCCAUCGAAUGGGAUAACGGCAGAUACGGCGUGUGUCGACCAAACGGAUUAAAAUUGGCAUAUUGUGAUAAAAACUCGAAACAAUGGCCCAGCCGUCGGGGUCAUCUGAGCUUCUUACAUCAUGUGAAGCUUGAGAUACCCGACUCUUCCCCAUUCUCACAGCAAGACGCUGCCUUCUUCAAGAGUAUUUACGGGCCAUCCUCUUACGAAAUCAUGGCCACAGCUUCGAGAUGCCCACAGGGUAUCAAUGUUCAUGAAUAUCUUGCUUUUCAGACGGUUGCAUCUGGAAAGUCCAGGCGCUGGCUAUCUAUUCUUGCCGAGUUGGCAUCGGCCAACCUGAACUUCUCCAACGAGGCCACGAUGUUACUCGUCACUCACCUGGCUCUUCAGUGCGGGCCCCUAGAUGAUUCCAGGAGUGGAUUUCGCAUCAUCCAUGAGGUUUUCCGUGACCGUGCAUUCUGCGAGACCUUCGUGGAGCAAAUAUCACAUCGCCUGGACAGCCUGGCGGCUAAUUGGAGAGAAAUAUAUCUGAUGGAAACCAUCGUCAUCUUCACCCUCCGUCUCCUCGACUUUGCCUGGGCAGCACGUAUGCCCAAUAUUUCUGACCAGGCAAUUUCCCUUUUGCUACGUGCCAGAAACACAUGUGUGCGUUGGUUCAAGCUCCUUCGUGCUGAAUCCUACAAGGUUGUCGAAACUGAGACAGCACGACGGUUCCAACAGUAUGGUCUUUGGGCUGCCCUGUUGUGCAAACACACAUUUGUACCUCUGGCCUCAGGCAGUCUUGAAUUCGAUGAUUCGUCUCUCGAGGUAUUCAUCCAGAGCAGUAUCACGGUAAAUGAUAGCCUUGUGGUUAAGCUGGAGGCGCUUCCUCAGCUCCUCCAGCAUGCCAUCAUCCGAGAUAUCCGACUUUCAUAUCGACUUGCCCCGGUUGUGUCGAAGCGAAUCGUUGAUGGCUUGGAAGUGUUCCGACGAUCCCUCUGUGAGAUGUGGCCCGAGGAAGAAGGAUGUCCUCGAGUAUUCUCGCGAGUGGAAUUGGACCCAGAAGCGCCCGGUUGGGUAUUGUGCCGAUCUACAACAGGCGACGGCGUGGACUCAAUUGAGCAGAAUGUUUCAUUCAACUGCGUUAGAGGGCUGCUCCUUGUCGAUUGGCAACCGAUGGGAAAACUCCCAGAAGACCCGAAAUAUUCUGUUGUUCUGAACGAACUUUUUGGUAACCAAGCUCUCCUGACAUUCCCGUCACGUCGCCCGGAGAUGCAGUACAUUCUAUGCGUGAAACCUCGCGGAUAUCAGGUACAUGUGGGAUAUGGUAGUGGAACGCAGGAGUUGAUUGUAAGAGCUUUCCGAAGAGACUAUGCACUGCAAUUGAUCCCACGUGAGAUCUUUCAAGGCGACUACCCCGAUCUUCCUGGUCCCCUUUUGCGCAAUUGCUUUCAUUGGAUGCACUUGAGAACGGGAGAAAUUUUCAUAACCUCCAAGGACAGACCGUGGCCGAAUGACCCUCACAAGGGGUACAUUUUGAGCCUCAAAGACUACACAUGUUCGAGGAUGCGCCCAAACCGAGGCCUUCGUACAAAGGAUUAUAUUGUCAACCCGUCAAGUCCACUCUUUAAUCGUAUUAGCCGAAUUCUAGACUCACUUGAAGAUCGCAGCCAGAUAACUGUGUAUCAACCUGGAGGAGACCGGAACCUUACCGUGGAGCUGCCAAGACUCAACAUUGUGUUCUACACCAACAAGAACCGUCUACUUGAGUCUCCUCAGCUACAAUGCCAAAUCGACAAGGACCAAGAUGCUGGGACAUGGUACGGCCUCCGCAGUAAGCUCGUAUGCACUAGCCUUACCAACCCGAUGCACAGGUCUAUCUUGGUGCCUCUCGGGCCCGUUUCUGCGAGGUCAGAAGGGUGUCAUGUAACAGUGAGGGUCGAGCCCUCAGAUAAAUUUGGAAGGUUCAAUAUCAACAGCACACUUGGACGGAUCGACUGCGCGCCUGAGCCCACACUGGUUUUUACUAAGGCUCUUCUUCAUGCAUGUACAUCUUUUCUUCUGCCCGAUCCUCUGACCGGCCGCACUGGAACUGAAGAAGCUAUUGAGUGGCUUCAAGCAGGCAUAUCUCAGCCAUGGUCCUCCCUUACUCCACCCUCUAUAUUGGUACUGCACAAGAUAGCUGGGCUAACGCCGAGUAGAGUGUACUAUCCACAAGAUCUUAAGGUCAUGCGUACAGAUACCUGGAUUGAGUCCCUCCCUAUCAUUCUUCAGAACUCCGCAUAUAGACAAAUUGUGGAUCGUAUCCUUCAAGAGUCUGUAACUUUAGGAAUGUUUGCAGCCAAAGAACAGGUUAUUCCGAAGAUGCCUCAGCUACCUCAUUCAGGAGAUGUGCAUCUACAUGCACGAGCGAUGUUUCGACAAGGUGCUGUUGCAAGGUGUUCAGGGAUUACGUCCAACUGCACACAGCCAGCUAACCAGAAGUACGUGUCUCGAGAUCGCCCCUCAACAGUCAAUAUCAUGCAUCGAAAUGUGCUUGAGGUCACAAACCUGAUCCGGAAAUGGCCCCAGAGCUUCAAGACGACAGAUUGUAUUGCUCAAAUUCUCUCGCAGGGCAGCACUGUUGGUGGAUUUACAUCAGCCUUCAGUGGGACAUCUAUCAAUGAGAAGUUGAAGGUUAAUAUCCUUCAACAUUGGGGGUCGCUGGUCCGGUUUUCCCGUGAGUCAACAGAUCGAUACAAGUUGAUGUACCUGCUAGGGCCAAUGUCGUUCCAUCUUGACGCAAAUAUGCCACUUCUUCGAACCCUUGUUGCGUCCGCGGUUUUCAGUGAUCUUAAAGAUCUUGAAUUGCCUAAAUGGGAUGAAUUCGAUCAUUUUCAACCGAAUCAGGCACCCCAGCUUGACUAUAUUCUGCAUUUGCUGAAGCCCUACAGAGUUGCUGCGCCAGAGAACGAUGCGAUGAGCUUGGGGCAGUAUUCAAGUGGAAAACUAUUACGCAAGUUGCAAAUUGAGCAAGCGAAACAUGAAGCCAGAGUCGAGGACGAUUGCAAGUACUUGGUCAACCACCUCCUCAGCCAGUGGCCUUGCCUAGAACCUAAUGUCAGUGGUCUAUCUCGGUCUGUACUUAUUGACAUCGGCCCUGCGCUGGAAGUUAUUCGUCCCGAAUGGAAACGCCUGUUCAUGAACAAAGAUCUCACUGAGCAUCUAAAAGAGGUCCAGACUAUUCUUGAUAGACGAAACCUUGAAGACCGGUACGAACCACGUACGGUUCCCAUAUCCGAGGAGACCUACGCGGUAAGAAUGCGAGACGGUGUUGAGACCGUCGACCUUCGGCAACUGCUGGCCAAACCGUAUCGUAUUCUUAAGGUCACGACAAACACGAAUCGAAUUACUUCUGCAGCCUCUGUCGAUCGACCAUUUCUGAGUGAAAAUGACUUUUUCCCAGGGUUCGGCAAUUUCUCUUGGCAAAGAAACACAGGUUCUGUGGCCAACCCUCCUUGGCCUGGUUUCGCAAGGCCUCAUAAUGCCCAAAGGGAUGAGCAUAUGUCAGAAUCGACUGUGAGAUCGGAAUCCAGCAUGCAAUUGAAUAUCAUAACCCAAAGCUUGGGAGCAUCUCGGUCAGCUGUUCGGCGCCGUUACGCAGCGGACUUCCAGAAGAGUCUCGCGGCUUUCCAGCACACUCCAUUGACCAGUCUUAAAAAGUCGAUGAAAACUCGAGAUGUUGAGAUCCACUCCAGUCUAGAGAAGGUUGAUGGCGGCUUCGGGGCGAUCUGUACAGCCUUGGAGUCAAGUGGAAUAUUAUCACAGAGAAGGAUCUUUUGGCUCAAAGCAGGAAACCUGUGGCCGAUUGUGACCAAGGCCACUCUGCUCUCUUGUCUCGGAUCAGCUGCUGAUGUCACAGAAUUUGGAAGUGGAAUGAAAAAGGCCAUUUUAGAAAUGGGAGUUGACAUUACGAAAUACCAAAGACAGGUCCGACUUCAUGACUUAGCGUCAAAAGGCGUCUCGGGAAGGUAUCACGAAGAGGAGUCCAACGAGGGACAUUCGAAUUGGAAGCCCGAAGAGCAUCCAGAUUGGCUCCUGUUAGAAAUAGAGUCGAAUAUGAUGAUUCGACCUGUUCAGGUUGAUGUAGCUUUGGCCACAAUCUCCCCUGGGUCGGGAUCAAAUUCUGUGCUUCAGAUGAACAUGGGCCAAGGGAAAACCUCCUGUAUUAUCCCUAUGGCUGCGGCAGCACUUGCCAACAAGAAGCAGCUUGUGCGAGUCGUUGUACCAAAAGCUCUGCUCCAACAAACAGCUCAGCUGUUGCAGGCCAGACUCGGUGGUAUCCUUGGACGGGGUAUUCGGCAUGUCCCCUUCUCGCGCCGAACUCCAACUACCGAGAAAAACAUACGAGCCUAUCAUUCUAUUCAUAGAGAUAUGCUCAAGUCCGGGGGUGUCAUGAUCUGCCAACCCGAACAUCAAAUGUCAUUCAUGCUUAGCGGCCGACAGCGACUCCUGGACGAGCAGCCAGCUCAGGCAGGACCGAUGAUCAAGGUCCAAGAAUGGCUCACAAGGGUGUCAAGAGAUAUCCUAGACGAGUCGGACUAUACUCUGGCAGUGAGAACUCAGCUCAUCUACCCAUCUGGAGCUCAGACUACGGUUGAUGGACACCCACAUCGCUGGCUCGUGGUUGAAGCUGUGCUGAGACUUGUCGAUAAUCAUAUGUAUGGUUUGUCAAGAUCUUUUCCCCACUCCAUCAGUGUUAUUCGACGAAACGGGGGGGGAUUCCCCUUUGUCUUCUUCCUCAGGCAAGACGUUGAGGAUGAGCUAGUGCGAAGACUUACAGCAGACAUUUGUCACGGUGCUGGUGGGAUUCUGCCUCUUACUGAACAGGCAAUGGCAACUAAAGACAGAGUCGCUGUCAAGAACUUUCUCAUGCACGCUCGACCUAACGCUGCAAAUAUAGAGCGCAUGCGGAAUCUCUCGCCAGACAAACCUAGCUUGAAACAAACAGUUUAUCUUCUCCGAGGCCUCCUCGUCAAUCGCAUCUUAAUGAUGACCCUCAAGAAGCGCUGGAAUGUAGAGUACGGUCUCCAUCCGCACCGCGAUCCUAUAGCAGUGCCUUUUCACGCCAAAGGUGUUCCGAGCGAUCAAUCCGAGUGGGGUCAUCCUGACGUCGCAAUACUGUUCACUUGUUUGGCGUUCUACUAUGAUGGCAUAAAUCUAGCUCAACUUCGGCAAUCACUUGAACAUAUCCUCAAGUCUGACGAUCCAUCAACCGAAUACGAUAACUGGACCCAGAGCUCUGAGAAUUUCCCUUCUUCACUCAAGGCCUGGAACUCAAUCAACGUGGAUGAUGAGAUGCAGCUUAGGGAGAUUUGGAAUGUUGUGCGGUACAAUGAGGUAGUCAUAGAUUAUUUCUUAAACAACUUCGUGUUUCCACGACACGCCAAGCAGUUUGAGGUGAAACUUCAGGCCAAUGGCUGGGACAUUCCACUCUCACCCCUCGGGAGUACAACAGAGAAUGACAAAGAGAAGACAGGCAACCCGCUGAGUACAGGCUUCAGUGGUACCAACGACAACAGAACAAUGCUUCCUUUGAACAUUCAACAGCAAGAUCUGCCGAGUCUUCAUCACACAAGCGCAGAAGUUUUGACCUAUCUCCUUCACCCUCGAAAUCGCCAUUGCAUUCUACCUCGGGAUGUGAAAACUCAACACAUGGGCAGGGCCACCGAGAUAGAUCUCCUGCGGUGCCUUCAGUCCAAGUACAUCCGUAUAUUGAUCGACGCGGGAGCCCAGAUCUUGGAGAUGGACAACUACACUCUUGUUCAACAGUGGCUAAAGAUUGACCCCUCCGCUUUGGCAGGCUUGUACUUUGACGAGGAAAACAAACCUUGGAUUCUGACCAAGGAAGGAAGAAGAACACCCCUUCUCGCGUCUCCUUUUGCUGAUGACCUUUCAAACUGCUUAGUAUACCUUGAUGAGGCGCACACCCGUGGCACUGAUCUUAGGCUCCCUCCUGAAGCUAAGGGUGCCCUCACUCUCCGCCUAGGCCAGACCAAGGACCACACUGUUCAGGCUGCUAUGCGUCUACGACAGCUGGGAACAACCCAGAUUGUUUCGUUUUUUGUCCCUCCUGAGGUCCACCAGAGCAUCUCAGACCUGCAAAACAAGACUAUUCAUGAACCCAUCGACUCAGCCGAUGUCAUCGAAUGGCUUUUGGAUAAUACAUGCGACCAAAUUGAGCAGCUGCAGCCCUUGUACUAUUCACAGGGCAUGGAUUACUGCCGUCGAAUGCAGGCCGCUUUAGAUCACCCGGACUUCUUGACUGACAAGCCUCAGCGAAAAGCAUAUGUCCAGGCGAUUAAGCAGGAUGAACAGCAGAGCCUACAGAAUCUUUACGAACCCAAAUUAAAGAACCGCGCUGUCGGCAUGCAGACAUCUAACAACGCGGUUCUCAAAGGCUUUAUUCAAGAUCUCAAUGCCAGACGCAAAACCUUUCAAGAUACUGGCCGAGCCGUGCAUGCCUCUGCUCUACAGGAAGUCGAGCAAGAGAGAGAGGUUGCCUUCGAGGUUGAAUCAGUGAGACAGGUCAAGAAGCCUCAACACUUUGGUGCUUUCUCUUUCCCGGGUCUCAACGCCAGCCUCGAGGCUUUUAUCAGAACUGGAAGGCUUCCUGCAGAUACCAAUUAUUUCACUCACGUAUUCCAUGCCAUGUCAAAGACAGGAACUGGUCGCAAGUACAAAGUGCAGCCGAACAUAACCAAAUCAAAAUUACUCGAGACGGCUGAGUUUGGCAGAACUAUCAAGCCCAAGGGAGAUCUCUCUACCGAUGACUUCUUGCGUCCCGUUAAUUGGAUCAUUUGGAGCUCUGUCGCCGAGAUCGCUGUCAUUAUCAUGCCGGAAGAAGCCGAAGCUUUGAUUCCCAUCAUGCGGAACUCAGUUGUCCCCACGCAUCUUCUAGUUUACUCUGCACCAAUUACACGAAAAAUGCUCCGAUUCAACGAUCUAACUUUCCAUAGCAUUCCUCCUCUCCCUAAGGACUGGAAAGCUCCAAAAUGGCUUCGGGUUGAGCUUGGGAUCUACGCCGGGCGCUUGUACUUUGAGUGGGACGAAUACGAUGCCAUGUGCUCCUUACUCGGAAUCCAGAGUGGCGAGCUCUGUAACCAAGCACAGGAUGAACCUACUGAGACCGAUACGGAUGCUGAGACAAAGACAUCCAAACCACAAACUGACCUCGAAAACAAGCUCGCCAAAAGUCCACUGACGUUUCUACAAGAGUGGCUAGCAGUCCGUCGCCGUGGGCAGGACUUCGCUCACAGCCCCAUGGGCUUUGUCAGCCAGGGCAAGCGUCUCCAAGCGGAUCAUGUUUUCUUCAAGGCAGCAGACGUGGAGAAUGGGAUAGCUCAAGAGACUGUGUUGGCGCCAAUUCGUUUGUCCAGUUCAGCUGAAAACGACGGGCAGGAUGAUGAUGGCGACUACGGCGUCGACGACAUGGGUACUAACCAGGCUGGAGAUGGUGACACCAGCGACGACGAUAAAAUCGAGUACGACGAGUCCGAGUACGCCAGCGCAUCAUCAAGCGAUUGA
Fusarium subglutinans is the source of this 9786-nucleotide messenger RNA. RefSeq lists its product as uncharacterized. The transcript is spliced from 7 exons. NCBI's taxonomy places the organism in Eukaryota, Fungi, Ascomycota, Sordariomycetes, Hypocreales, Nectriaceae. The coding region runs from base 1 to 9786 and encodes 3261 amino acids. The record is from RefSeq and is a predicted model, not a curated record.